Molecule: messenger RNA, 4827 nt
Organism: Tuber aestivum (summer truffle)
Lineage: Eukaryota; Fungi; Ascomycota; Pezizomycetes; Pezizales; Tuberaceae
Source: the annotation of a GenBank genome assembly
UGUCCCCUGCGUCCCUCUCGUGUUCGUCGGAAAAAGCUUUCUUCGUGGUUACGUUUAUUUUGGUGGGGCCCUUCUUUUUCACCAACUGUUCUCUUUCCUUCUUCUUUUCCUUUUCCUUUCUUUUAUUUCUUUCUGUUCUGUUCUGUUCUGUUCUCAGGGCCUUAUCUUUUUUCUUUUUUUUUCCACCUUUCUUUGUUUGAGCAAGAGGCAAAGUCGCAGCAACGAGCUCCUCCUGUAACUUGGCUGAGCGGGGAGCGGAAUUCGUCAUUUGACUGGUACCCUUUUUCACACACCUCCCCUGCUCAACAUCGGAGCACCCCCCCCCGGUCAACCCGCCCGAACUUGAUCACGACUAACUCGGGAACUUCAGAAUCGUUGACUCUUUGUUUUCGCAAUCAUGGCCGACAAACUUCUUCAGGAUGUCUAUCGUAAGAUAGAGAGGGAGAAGGUCCUCAUAAACGGUGCUCGGGCCAUGCGUCAAUCCACCGACAACGCUGCUGUCCAGCAGAGGCUGGACAAUCAGAUACGGGAAUCGCAGCGAAACCUGAGUUAUCUGGAGGGACGGUACGGUGAAUUACAGAAUAUGGUGAUGAUCACUAGUGGUGUGGAUGAUAUGCACGUUAACGACGGAGGUGCGCAGGCUUUCCUUUAGAGUUUAGGGAGUGAUGCUUAUCUAUAGGUGAAGGUGGAUAUGGAGGGGGAUACCAAAACCCGCAGAUGCUACCUCCUAAUAAGCCGUUUGCCCGGGGCUCUGGGGGAUCUGCACAGCCAAAGACGAAACCCAAUUACUCUAAACUUGGUAUGAUAUUCAUUUCGCUCGCUCCUUGGGGCGCAUUGGUUUAUUGAUGGCUUUGCCAUAGAUUUAAUCAAAUAUGAUACCCCACAUCUCGGUCCGAGAAUUCAGUUGAUGCUGUCGCAGCUCGAAUUCAAGCUCAGCGUUGAAAAGCAGUACAAGGAGGGUAUCGAGAAGAUGAUCAAACUGUACCAGAUGGAAGGUGAUCGCAAGAGCAGACAAGAUGCGGAGAGCAAGCAUACGGACAGCGGACAGAAAAUCCAGUUGCUGAAACAGGCCCUCAAGAGAUACGAGGAUCUCCACGUCGACAUGGAUUUUGGGGAUGAGGCAGACGGUAGGCUUUCAGACUCUCUCUCUUCCCCCCCGCCCCUUUUCUUUGUCUUUGGAUUACAGUGAGCGGGACCUGACCUCAAUAGAUGACAGCAUAAACUCCCCCAAUAUUCGACGCCCGUUAACCGGCCGCCUCGCCAUUCGCGUUUUGGCGGUAAAAGAUGUAGACCAUGCCACCACGUCGCGCUUCGCCCGGGGUCCAGAAACGUUUGUCGUUAUCAAGGUGGAGGAUGUUGCCCGGGUUCGCACCAAGUCCACCAGGAACGACAAGUGGUUGGAUGAAGCCCACGAUAUCGACGUUGAUAAAGCCAACGAGAUUGAAAUGACCGUCUACGACAAACCCGGGGACAAUCAUAUGCCGAUAGGUUUAUUGUGGAUAAGAAUUUCUGAUAUCGCUGAAGAGCUGAGAAGGAAGAAGAUUGAGCAGGAGAUCUCGAGCUCUGGCUGGGUGAGUGCGGACAAGAUGGCGCAUAGUGGGGCUGGCCGACCUGGUGAGGGUACCUACAACUACAAUCAGGGAUUCGGUGGGCCGGCCGCUGCUGGGGGAGGAAACGCUGGAAUGUACGUCAAUAAUAGCGGACAAGCGCAAGCACCGGGUGGAUCUGCGGGUAUCGAUGCAUGGUUUGCCCUGGAGCCGGUUGGGCAGAUUCAUCUCAAUCUCAACUUUGGUAAGCUUCUCGGAUUGUCCAAGGCGAUUCCGUCGCUAACUCUCUCCAGUCAAAUACAACAGGAAUAAGCGUCCGCUCGAUCUUGGAUUGGGUCGUAAGGGAGCUGUUCGUGCUCGCAAAGAAGAGGUGCAUGAAAUGUAUGGCCACAAGUUCGUGCAGCAACAGUUCUACAACAUCAUGCGUUGUGCCCUUUGUAGCGACUUCCUCAAGUAUUCCGCUGGGAUGCAGUGUUCGGACUGCAAGUAUACUUGCCACAAGAAGUGCUACCCAAAGGUGGUCACAAAGUGUAUUUCAAAGUCAAACGCCGAAACGGAUCCCGAGGAGGAGAAGCUCAAUCAUCGUAUCCCGCAUAGGUUCGAACCAAUGACCAAUAUGGGGGCAAACUGGUGUUGUCACUGCGGCUACAUGCUGCCUGUUGGAAAGAAGAAUGCAAGGAAGUGUACAGGUAAUACCCUCCUUGGAGCUUUGGAGGGCUGACCUGGCUAAUAUUAGACAGAAUGCGGUCUGACUUGUCAUUCACAAUGUGCUCAUUUGGUUCCUGACUUCUGCGGAAUGUCUAUGGAGGUUGCCAACCAGAUUCUGGGAGAGAUAAAGAAGACCAAAAGACAGAGACCAAGUAUGGCAGAUCGUAACUUGAGAACUAGCGGCCCGCCGGCCCCUUCGUCGCCUUUAUCCGCACGGCCUACCAGCGAUCCUUAUGUAUCUCAUCUGGACCCCCGGAACUCCGUGCAGGGGGAGCCAACUCAACUGUCACAGCGAACUCACUCUUAUAGUCCCUCAUCUCCGACUGCCGUAAAUGCCGCUAACGUCGCGUAUGGAACGGCGCCGUCACCAGCCCGCCCACAACAGCCCGCACCCUACUCUCCCGAACAACGACCAAACCGUGUUCCGGACCCAACCGCGGUAGCCGCAGCAGCUCAUGCUGGCCAACGCCCCCCUUCCACGGUCCAGAGCCAGACCAGUUACCCUCCAAAACAAUCGGCCGAUUUUUACCAGGGGGCUCCAACGUCGCCAACUCAGCCCAAGCAUCAUGCUAGCGAAUUGCCAAGUUCUCCCUCUCCGUACCAGCAAGGGCAGGGCUAUGACAAUCCCUACCAACAGCAUCGCACUUCCGUGUCGCAGCAGCAGCCCCCUGCCGCGCCACCGAAAGCGCCACCCGCUCCCUCCGGCUAUGGACAGCCACAAGCCGCUCAGUAUGAUCAGAGGCAGUCGUAUGGCCAACCCCCCCCAACACCGGUGAAGGUCGCGCCUCCCGCUCACGCUUAUCCUGUUGAAAAAAAGCCACCGCCGCCGCCCGCUCCUGAGCCACAACCGCCAGUUAGCAGGCCCACGAAGAUUGGAUUGGAUCAUUUCAAUUUCCUUGCGGUUCUUGGAAAGGGUAAUUUUGGGAAAGUCAUGUUGGCGGAGACAAAGGCUUCGAAGAAGCUGUAUGCUAUUAAGGUUCUAAAGAAGGAGUUCAUCAUUGAGAAUGAUGAAGUUGAGAGUACGAGGUCGGAAAAGAGGGUGUUCCUGAUUGCCAAUAAGGAGCGCCACCCCUUCUUACUGAACCUCCACGCUUGUUUCCAAACGGAGACUCGUGUUUACUUUGUCAUGGAGUAUAUUAGCGGGGGAGAUUUGAUGUUGCACAUUCAGAGGGGCGCUUUCGGAUCUAGGAGAGCGCAGUAGGUUACAUCUCGGGGUUUGGUAGGGCCAAUGCUGACAUGCAGUUAGGUUUUAUGCUGCCGAGGUUUGCUUGGCAUUGAAGUACUUUCAUGAGAACGGAGUGAUCUAUCGUGAUUUGAAACUUGAUAACAUUCUGCUCACGCUUGAUGGGCACAUUAAGAUCGCCGAUUAUGGUCUCUGUAAGGAAGAGAUGUGGUAUGGGUCUACCACAAGUACUUUCUGCGGCACUCCUGAGUUUAUGGCACCGGAGGUGAUAUUGCUAUCUUCUGUUUUUGGUAAUGCCUUUAUUUACUGACAUUUGGGGCCUAGAUUCUUAUGGAUAAACGCUAUGGCCGUGCUGUCGACUGGUGGGCGUUUGGUGUGUUGAUUUACCAGAUGCUUCUCCAGCAAUCUCCCUUCCGUGGUGAGGAUGAAGAUGAAAUUUAUGAUGCUAUUCUCGCGGACGAGGCCUUGUACCCGAUUCACAUGCCUCGCGAUUCGGUGUCUAUUUUACAGAAGGUUUGCUCCUGUCUUGGUCUUGGUUGAAUUGUAUGCUUAUAUCUAAAUUAGCUCCUGACGAAGGAACCUGAGCUGCGUCUUGGGUCUGGGCCUACGGAUGCUCAAGAGAUUAUGUCCCAUCCAUUCUUUGCCAAUAUCAACUGGGAGGACAUCUAUCACAAACGCAUCCCGCCUCCUUUUAAGCCAUCGAUUCAAUCUGCCACGGAUACUUCCAAUUUUGAUCAAGAGUUUACCAGUGUCACCCCGGUGCUCACCCCUGUGCAGUCAGGUAAGCAAUGUAUCCCCCCCACACUUGAAGCAGACCACGUGCUAACCCUUCAUAUAGUGCUCACCCAGGCCAUGCAGGAGGAAUUCCGUGGCUUCUCCUAUGUGCAAGAUUUCUCUUAAUUGUUGUUUUUCAAAGAGCGUUUGUUCUCAUAUGGAGACUCGGACCCCCCCCCCCCUCCAUUUUUCUACAAAGACAAAAGUUCGUUAUGUUAUUUUUUGCCCAGUGUCUCUUUUUUCUCCUUCUUACUCUCCCUCCUUUCUUUUGAUCCCGCCGGGCGUUAUUUUUUGUCUACAGGGAAAGCCUUGGACUUUCCCCCUCCUCUCCUGGGGGAAACGAUUGUUGUGGCAAAUCCUGUUGAGGGAGCUGGAGACGUUUGUUAUGCAGCUGGCGGGUGUGAAAUUGAAAUUGGAAUGAAUUGUGUGGUGGCGUGGGGGAGGGGGUAUUUCAUGAGUGCAUGGGAAAUGGCAUGAGGGAUACUUUUUCUUCUUCCCACUUGUUCUCUUGGCUUUUACCGUAUCUCGCUUUUAUUACUUGUAUGGGGGGGUAGAGUUCUUUCGUUUGCCCUCUUUUUCAUUACCAUUGUAGCAAUCUCACCCAUUGCGCAUGUU